AUGAAUAAUUCAGUAUAUGGCAAAACUUGUGAAAAUUUAAGAAAGCGUGUUGAUGUAAGAUUGGUGACUGAUAAAAGUAAGUUAUCCAAACUUGCAAGCAAGCCAACAUAUGUUAACAGUAAAAUAUUCUCUGAGGACCUUGUUGCGGUUCAUAAAAUCAAAGAAACACUAAAACUCAAUAGACCAACUUAUGUUGGAAUGUGCAUUUUAGAUCUUUCAAAGACACUCAUGUAUGAUUUUCAUUAUAAUUACAUUAAAAAGAGAUACAAUAACAAGGCUAAAUUAUUAUUUACAGAUACAGACAGCCUUUGUUAUGAAAUAGAAACACAGGAUAUUUAUGAGGAGUUAUGGUAGGGUAGAAAUUUGUUUGACAACAGUGAUUAUCCAAAAAACAGUAAAUUUUUUGAUUCAACAACCAAAAAAGUUAUCGGCAAAUUUAAAGAUGAAGCAGCUGGCAUGCCUGUUGUGGAAUUUAUUGGUCUCAGGAGUAAGAUGUAUUCUUAUGUGAAAGAUAAUGGUAAAAAUGAAAAGACAGCUAAGGGUGUCAGAAAAUAUGUUAUUAAAAAGAAUAUAACUCAUGAGAAUUAUAAAAAUUGCUUAUUAAAUCGUAAACAAAUGUUACACAGCAUGCGCACAAUUAGGAGUGAGUGUCAACAGAUUGGCAGCUACCAAUUGAAUAAAAUAUCGCUGCUUUGAUGACAAACGGUAUAUAUACUUGGGGAUGGAAUUACGAGUAAUGCAUAUGGCCACUAUCAAAUAGGGACUUUCCAAAGGAAAUAAGCCAUCGGUCCACAACGCUGCUGGGGGUACAAAGCGGAAGAGCUGUUCCGUUUUUUAUCUUAUAUAGGUCUUAUUAGAUAGGCCAAGUACAACGCUGCUGGGGGUACAAAGCGGAACAGCUGUGUCGUGACGUCAUCAGGUGUUGUGGCGCUCUCACAGUUACAUUUUAUUACUUCUUCAAAUGAGUCUUAUAUAUGAGUCCAAUUCAUUAUUCUCUUCAAUGUGGGAUAUGUUUUGUGUCUCCUUAUUCUGCGCAGUCUCAGUGGGGGCAAAUAUCAUAUAAAAAUAAAAAUCUAUAUAUAGUGUAUAGUAAUGUGUAAAAAAGAAAUUCAUGAGUUAUUGAUCCAAGAGGGUCAGGUUAAUUGUAUCUUUUGAAACAGAUUCAGGACCCCGGUAAGCCCAGACGAUAUUUUUGUUGCGAUUCUAUGAGACUGAUUAAGGAUGGUUUUAUCGUGUGUAGAAAUUGUGGCCAAGUACAUGAUUAUUUAACAGCAGACGAGUAUGUGGAUUUUUAUGAAAAUAGACACAAAAUGAAAAGAAAGUCUGUAUACCACAGAAAAUAUCAUAUUUUGAAUGUCAUCAAUGAUAUUGCACAAAAGAAUAAUAUACAAGUUGGUUAUUAUAAUAGAGAGAAGAUUCUGAGAAUAUUUCGGUUGAUUGACCAAGUUACACCGCAAGUCAAUAAUUUUCGCCGAAAACGGUUUAUUAGUGUAAAUUUUAUAAUAAAACAACUAUUUGACAUUUUAGGAGUAGAAUACAAGAUUAUUUCUCUUACUCGGUCAAAAAAUACACUACGAUAUUAUGAAAAUUGGUGGGAGAGAGUUUAUUCCUUGAUUAAGGCCGAUAUUAGCUGUCUGGUUUCUCAGAAUUUGGACCGGAAGUAGGGAAAGCCCCCAUUGCUCAUUGAUCGAGAGACCCUGGGGAAGAGGUUGUACCUCGGGUUAACUUAUAUGGAGUACUAUCCAGACUAAGGCGUCCGCCAUUUUGUUUCACUCGUUGGAACCCGAUAGAAGCACUUAUUCAGUUUCUAUUGGACGGGAGAGGAACUUUUUAGCGUACUGCUUUUCAAAUCUUGUCACUAAUGGAGCAAAAUCUACAAUUGUUUCAUCGAGGACUGUCAUUUCCUUCAGGAAACUAUCUUUAUUAAAGGCACCACCUCGCAGCGAAGUUCUCAUCCCGACUAACACUUUGUCGUAAGUAGUGUAAGAAAACCGGGUCAUCUCUAUUUUUUUUGUAGUCUUUUGUCUCAGAGAAUGUUUUUAGAGCUAAACCAGCACCUGUUAUGCUUCCUAUAAUGGCUGGGUUGGCUGUCAAACCACCAGCAACUGUCCCGAUUAUUAUCAGGCCAGUUGAGGACAUAUUUAAUAGGAGAUUUAGUUUUUUGAAGUAUUUAUAGGCUUUUUGGUAAAUCCAAUAUUUAUAAUGGUAAUAUUUAUACAGUUCUUUAAUUUCCUGUAUCUCUUCUUUUGUUUUACUUUUGUCAAUAUGAUUAAAGUGGAAUAUAUUUUCCUUUUGACUCAUUAUAUUAUUAGUUUAGACAAAUUAGGCUUAUGGUAUUCGACGAAACGAAACGAAACGAAACAAUUAGUAUUCGACGAAACGAAACGAAACGAGACGAGUACUGUAACUUGUGAAAUCACAGGUGUCCCAAGCUCACGUUACGAGUUUGUUAUGUGAAUUAACUUUCUCACAAGAGAGUCGGUUUCGCGUUACAAACAACCGUUGAGACUUUGAAUGAGAAAUACAGUACUGAGAUCUCCGAACGCUAAAUAUCAUUAUUCUUACUUAUUUUUCUAUAAAAUAAAUAAAGGACACUUACUUUUGAUGUAUUCCUGAAGUAAGUUUAAAAGAUUAUGAUAAAAUUGAGGAGCAAAUUAAAAUAAUAUCAAUAUAAAUGUAUUUGGAUAUGAGAAUAAACAGUUUUAUCCGAUUUAUGUAUCCAAACAGAAAAAUGAAGAUAUAUUGAAUCUUUUAUUAAUAACAGAAGAUGAGAAUAAACAUUAUGUGUUAAUUAAGGAUUUUAAUAGAAUGAUGUAUAAUAAGACAAAACAUAAGGAGAAAAAACACUUUUGUAUGUACUGCUUACAAAAUUUUACAACAGAACAAAUUCUUUUGAAACACAAGGACAAUUAUAUGGUUGUAAACGGAAAACAGGCAAUAAGGAUGCCAAAAAAAAGGUGAAAAUAUAUUGCAGUUUAAAAAUCAUCCAAACCAGAUGCCAGCUCCAUUUGUGAUAUGUGCAGAUUUUGAAGCGGUUACAGCGAAGAUGCAAGGAUGUGAGCCAAAUAAUAAAAAAAUCAUAUACAAACAAAUAUCAAACACAUACAAGCUGUAGUUAUGGUUACAAAGUAGUUUGCUGCUAUGAUAAAUAUACAAAAACGGUAAAAAUAUAUCGAGGAGAAGAACCAGUAAAAAAGUUCAUGAAAGAAAUGUUAAAAGAGGUACAAUACUGUGAAAAAAUGAUUAAAACCAAAUUCAAGAAACCAUUAAAAAUGAGCAGUGAGGAUGAACAAAAUUUUAAUGCUGCUAAAGAGUGUCAUAUUUGUGGUAAGAAAUAUACUAAAGAAGAUAUCUGUGUAAGAGAUCAUUGUCAUAUAACAGGUCAAUAUAGAGGAUCUGCGCAUGAAAAAUGUAACUUGAAAUUAAGAAUAAACUCAGAAAAGUUCAAGCUGACAGUUAUUUUUCAUAAUCUUCGUGGGUAUGUUUCCCAUUUUAUAAUGCAGGAGAUAGGAACAAUUGGAAAACAGUACGAAUUAUAUAUUAACUGUAUUGCCAAUAAUAUGGAGAAAUAUAUGGCUUUUAUGCUAGGCAAGCAUUUAGUAUUUUUGGACAGUUUUCAAUUUAUGUCCAGUAGCCUAGAUCGUCUUUCAGCCAAUUUACCAAAAGAUAAAUUCAAGUAUACACGUAAAGUAUUCAAAAAGGAGAAAUUAGAAUUAAUGACCCAAAAAGGUGUAUAUCCAUAUGACUAUAUGUAUUCUUUUGAGAGAUUUAAUGAGACCCAACUGCCAAGCAAAGAUGAUUUCUUUAGCCAGCUAACCCAAGAUGCCAUAACAGAUGAACAAUACUGUCAUACCACAAAAGUUUGGGGAACAUUUAAUUUACAGACUAUGGGUGAUUACCAUGAUUUAUACCUGAUGUCUGAUAUUUUACUAUUGGCAGAUGUUUUUGAGAAUUUUAGAAGUACAUGUUUGCAGUAUUAUAAAUUAGACCCAUGCCACUAUUAUACAUCACCAGGAUUGAGUUGGGAUGCAAUGUUAAAAAUGACAGACAUAAAAUUGGAGUUAAUGACUGAUAUUGAGAUGUUUCAGUUUAAAGAAAAAGGUACACGUGGAGGUAUUUCAUACAUCACCAACCGAUUUGGGGAAGCAAAUAAUAAAUACAUGAAAAAGUACAACAAAGAAAAACCCAGGAAGUAUAUUAUGUAUCUAGACGCUAAUAAUUUAUAUGGUUACGCGAUGAGCCAGUAUAUUCCAACAGGUGGAUUUAAAUGGCUAACAGAAAAGCAAAUUAAUAAGAUUAUGAAUAAGACAAUAUUAUCUGAUAAUAAAAAAGGAUAUAUAAUUGAAGUUGAUUUGGAAUACCCUGAAUAAUUACAUGAGCUGCAUAAUGAUUAUCCCUUAGCUGCAGAAAAAAAUGAAGGUAACAAAAGAUUUGCUUUCACCAUUCUGUAAAACUAUUCAGGAGAAGUUUGGAGUAACAAUAGGGCAGGUAGCUAAAUUAACCCCAACAUUAACAGAAAAGAAGAAUUAUGUAUUGCACUAUAGGAAUUUACAACUUUAUCUAUCACUAGGUCUGAAACUGAAAAAAGUCCAUAGAGUAUUAGAAUUUGAUCAGAGCUCAUGGUUGAGACAAUAUAUUGAUUUUAAUACACAGAAGCGUGCGGGUGCAAAAAAUGCAUUUGAAAAGGAUUUUUUCAAGCUUAUGAAUAAUUCAGUAUAUCGCAAAACUUGUGAAAAUUUAAGAAAGCGUGUUGAUGUAAGAUUGGUGACUGAUAAAAGUAAGUUAUCCAAACUUGCAAGCAAGCCAACAUAUGUUAACAGUAAAAUAUUCACUGAGGACCUUGUUGCGGUUCAUAAAAUCAAAGAA
This is a messenger RNA of Porites evermanni, 4866 nucleotides long. The record is from the annotation of a GenBank genome assembly. Lineage: Eukaryota; Metazoa; Cnidaria; Anthozoa; Scleractinia; Poritidae.